UGAUAUAAUAUCGAGACCGUUAUGGACCUGCGAUUGGGAGACUGAAAGAAGCAUCACAAUGAGCAGGAGCAUGGGAUUGAUGGGCAUUGAAGUACAGUAUUCAGUGUCUAAAAGUGCAUUGCAUCCAGGAUUAAACAUCUCAAAAAGCCCACCUUUUAAUUUGCAAGGCAAAAGGUCAACAACAGUUCUGAGUGUGAGGGCAUCUGGAAAUAUGAGCAGCUCAUCAGGAGGCCCAACAUUUCUGUCAGUAGAAGAAGCUGGACUGGUAGAGAUGUCACCACUUGACAUGCAUGAACGUUUUCUAUGCCGUCUUACGAUUUCAUCUUUGAACUUGUUACGGGUUAUAUCAGAGCAGGAAAGCAUACCAAUUGAAGAACUCAAUGCAGGGAGAAUAUGUGAUUGGUUUGUAAAGGACAAAGUUAAACGUGAGGAAGAUAUUAAUUCUGCCACACUCAAGUGGGAAACCAAAUCAGAAUGGUGACAUUGAACUCUUCAGAAAUGUUUCCCAUACAUUGUAGAAGAUGGCACCGUGAAUAUACAUCUAGGCAGGGCUGAAUUGUGGCAUAGGCUAAUAUUUAUGAAAUUCUUGUCACAAAAUGCCCAUUUAUCUCAAUUCCAUCCUGGAGUAGCAUGAUUAUAUAUGCAACAACGAGAAGAUACAUUCAAGAACAAGUAAAAGAUUAGGAAGCAGCGAAGGUGAUGUUCGGACAGUUUGUAACAGGCUACAAAUUGUGUAAUUUCUGAUUUUACUGAUAUUCAAAUCUCUAGAUUGCACAAUGUGUUUUAUCCCUUUGUCUCUCAACUGACAUUGCAGUUUGCACAUAUAAAACUAAGCUUGCAAACAAGGGUAGCUGUACAAUAAAUACCGCAUUGAAAGCCUGCUUCUGAUUCAAAGAUGGUAUAUUGUAUUUGGAAACAAAGAUAUAUUUAAUUUUUUUAGGACUUGA
Cryptomeria japonica (Japanese cedar) is the source of this 947-nucleotide messenger RNA. RefSeq lists its product as uncharacterized. The record is from RefSeq and is a predicted model, not a curated record. NCBI's taxonomy places the organism in Eukaryota, Viridiplantae, Streptophyta, Pinopsida, Cupressales, Cupressaceae. Bases 59 to 481 code for a protein of 140 amino acids. The transcript has 3 exons.